AUGGGAUCUCGUUCUCCUUUUGCAAGGCUUCCCUACGGAGAAACUUUGUUCGGGAAUGCAACUGGUCGAUGUUCAAACGGUCUACUAAUGAUCGACUUUUUCGCAUUAUCAGCUGGUCUUCCAUUGCUCAAUCCUUACCAAGAAGCCGAAGCGAACUUCGAACAUGGCGUAAACUUUGCUGUGGCUGGAUCCACUGCUUUACCUGUAAAAGAACUGGCAGAUAUGAAUAUUCUCUCUCCAGUUACCACGAGUUCACUUGAUGUACAACUGGAUUGGAUGCACUCUCAUUUCAAUUCAGCAUGCAAUAAUCAAACAGAUUGUGCACAGAAGAACGCCAAUUCUCUCUUCAUGGUUGGGGAAAUAGGAGGUAACGAUUAUAAUUAUGCACUAAUCCAAAGAAAAUCCAUUCAAGAAUUGAGAGAGAUGGUACCACAAGUUGUUGCCACCAUCUCUAAUGCUGUUAGGAGAGUAAUCGAUUUUGGGGCGACACGAGUAGUUGUACCAGGAAAUUUACCUAUCGGGUGCCUUCCAAUCUACCUUACCGGUUUCCAGACAAAUGACUCAACUGCUUAUGAUGAUUUUCAUUGUCUGAAAGACCUAAAUAACUUUUCAAUCUAUCAUAACGAGCGUUUGCAACAAGCCAUCAAGGAGUUGAAGACCCAAUAUCCAAAUACUACUAUUCUCUACGGUGAUUACUAUAAUUCCUUCCUCUGGGUUUUAUCUCGAGCCCGAUUUCUUGGGUUUGAUUUAAAUUCUGUACAAAAAGCUUGUUGUGGAAGUGGAGGGGCUUACAAUUUUAAUCUAGCAAAGAUGUGUGGAGCUCCAGGGCUUCGGAUACGCCGAACCCCAACCCUUUCAUCAUACCAUCCUCGUCUUUCCUCCUGGGAUCAAAAUAAUUCUACCGUACAAGCCUCUCCACCAGCUCUAUCCACUCUGGCCAUGGGUGCACCAACUCCACCUCCCCUUUCACAUUCGCCAACCCUUCACUACGAUUCUCAUCCUGAAUCUCUUGUACAAAUCCAGACUGAAGUUCCUCUUAUGUGUUAG
Fraxinus pennsylvanica is the source of this 1047-nucleotide messenger RNA. NCBI's taxonomy places the organism in Eukaryota, Viridiplantae, Streptophyta, Magnoliopsida, Lamiales, Oleaceae. The record is from the annotation of a GenBank genome assembly.